AUGUCAAGUGAUGAAGAAGAUUAUAUGUCCGAUGCAUUUCUUCAGAAAUGCGGUGACACUCGACCAGGUCUCAUUUCACAGAACAUCAAGAGAAAGCAUGAAGCUGAAAAAGCCCAAAAGCAAGCAAACAACAAAAAUACUGUACUUCCAAAGAAGAAGCUUGAAGCCACUCACCGUGAAGCUGGUUUGAAGUCCAGCAUAUCCAGUGACAGUAAAGGAUUUGCAUUGUUACAAAAGAUGGGGUACAAGCCUGGUAUGGGAAUUGGAAAACAUGGUACCGGGCGGGUUGAACCUGUCUCAAUAGAACUAAAAAAUAAUCGAUCUGGACUCGGCAGAGACACAGAAAAAAAGAAAGUGAAACGCCAGAAGGCAGAGGAAAGACGCAAAGAAACAUUCGUGGAUAGACUGAAGGAGAGAUUUACUGAGAAAACUACAGUGAGAGAUUUGAGAACAGCACAAAAAGCCUGCAUACAGCUGGAUCAACAAGAG
This is a messenger RNA of Candidula unifasciata, 489 nucleotides long. NCBI's taxonomy places the organism in Eukaryota, Metazoa, Mollusca, Gastropoda, Stylommatophora, Geomitridae. The record is from the annotation of a GenBank genome assembly.